Pogonomyrmex barbatus (red harvester ant) is the source of this 3428-nucleotide messenger RNA. Its product is annotated as Polypeptide N-Acetylgalactosaminyltransferase 6. Gene Ontology annotation, biological process: protein O-linked glycosylation. Gene Ontology annotation, cellular component: Golgi apparatus. Lineage: Eukaryota; Metazoa; Arthropoda; Insecta; Hymenoptera; Formicidae. The record is from RefSeq and is a predicted model, not a curated record. Gene Ontology annotation, molecular function: polypeptide N-acetylgalactosaminyltransferase activity.
AUCCUGAUCGAGUAGUCAGUUAUCGCGCGGCGGUCGCGACGGGGAAGCGGUGUCCGUCCGUCUGUCUGUCUGUCCGUCGCGUCGUUCGUCGAAGCGCCGAGUCGAGGCGAGAGUCGACGACGGACGGCUAUCUCGCCGCGCGACUUCCUGGCCGCCGGUGCGCAGCGGUGAUGACAAACGACGCGUCGUCGCGCCUUCGCGAGGUCCGCCUUCGUCUGCCACGUACGCGCGACGAGGCGAUAGGUGAGGUUAGGUCCUCCUCGUGAGGGAGGCCGGCGCGAGGCCCAGCGAGGCAUGCUUCUCUCCCGAAGAUGAGGCGAAACGUGAUCAGCCUGAUCAAGUUCCUCCUCCUGGCGGCAUUCACCGUGUUCCUGACCGUCGUGGUGUUCCGCUACGCACGAUCGCCGCCCAACCGUCGGCUCUCGACGCCGCUCGACACCCCGGUGGCGGCGGCGGCGGCGGUGGAGGUCGCCGUCGACCCGAGGGACGACAGCAAUCAGGGGAACGACGUGCGUCAGGAUGUGGACGACAAAAUUGAUUGGCAUGAUUACAAGAAGAUUGAGGAAGAGGAGAAACGCACUGGGAUGGGAGAACACGGAAGACCGGCUUUUCUUUCGCCAUCUCUCGACGUGCGGAAAGAAAAGUUGUAUCAAGUAAAUGGAUUCAACGCGGCUCUUAGUGAUGAGAUCUCGGUGAAUCGUUCAGUGCCUGAUAUUCGCCAUCCAGAUUGCAAAAAGAAGAAAUACUCGAGGAACUUGGAUCCUGUUUCUGUGAUAGUGUCCUUCCAUAACGAGCAUUUCAGCACGCUACUACGAACUUGUUGGAGCGUGAUUAACCGCUCACCACCUUCUCUCUUAGAGGAGAUUAUACUGGUUGACGAUGCCAGCACGAAAGUCGAAUUAAAAAAGAAAUUGGACGAUUACGUCGCCAAACACUUGCCGAAAGUAUCUGUUGUACGAUUGUCAAAACGCUCGGGAUUGAUUAGAGGCCGGUUGGCGGGUGCGAAGAAAGCGAAAGCAAAAGUUCUCGUAUUCCUGGAUUCGCAUAGCGAAGCUAAUGUGAAUUGGUUACCGCCGUUAUUGGAACCUAUCGCGCAAAAUUACAAAACUUGCGUCUGUCCGUUUAUCGAUGUGAUAGCUUACGAGACCUUUGAGUACAGAGCGCAAGAUGAAGGUGCCCGAGGGGCGUUUGAUUGGGAACUGUAUUAUAAGCGGCUUCCAUUGCUUCCGGAAGACCUGAGAAGACCCGCGGAGCCGUUCAAAAGUCCUAUAAUGGCAGGAGGUUUGUUCGCGAUCAGCGCCAAGUUUUUCUGGGAAUUGGGUGGUUACGAUCCGGGCUUGGACAUAUGGGGCGGUGAGCAAUACGAGUUAUCUUUCAAGAUAUGGCAGUGCGGUGGUCAAAUGUAUGACGCACCAUGCUCCAGGGUCGGUCACAUCUACCGUAAAUUCCCGCCGUUUCCUAAUCCCGGCCGCGGCGAUUUUCUGGGAAAAAAUUACAAGAGGGUCGCCGAAGUAUGGAUGGACGAGUACGCGGAAUAUAUCUACAAGAGACGACCGCACUUGCGGACGCUGGAUCCGGGCGAUUUGUCGGAGCAGAAGGCCUUGCGCGCGAAAUUGCAUUGUAAACCGUUUAACUGGUUCAUAAAAAACGUAGCUUUCGAUCUCGUGGAGGUGUAUCCGCCCAUCGAGCCGGAUGACUUUGCUUAUGGAGAGAUCAGAAACAUGGGCGCGACCGAGCUGUGCUUGGAUUCGAAGAAACGAAAGAGAGACGAGCUUGUCGUGAUGGACACCUGCAUAAAGGACGAUCCAAAAGUGUCGGGUGAACAGGAGUUCCGGUUGACCUGGCAUAAGGACAUCAGGCCGAAGGAUCGUACGGAUUGCUUGGACGUAUCCAGAGGCGAAGAGAAAGCACCGGUUAGCCUGUAUCCUUGUCAUGGAAAACAAGGCAAUCAGUUGUGGCGUUACGAUGUCGAGAAGCAAUGGCUACAGCAUGGUUACUCGUCCAGAUGCCUAGACACAGAUCCAGGCAGUAAGAGGGUGUUUGUGACUACUUGCGAUAAAUCAUCACCUACUCAGAAAUGGCGAAUAGAACAAGUUAACAUGAAGGCUAUUAAUAAUUGGGAAAACAUAGGACCCAAGCUCAAGUGAACUUUCUUCCUUUGUACUGCCAUAAUUCUUGAACAACAGGCUCGCGCUGGAUUCCGUUAUAUAGAAAUCCUAGAAAGAAUCCCUUUAUUCCUGGUUACUAGUCAACGUAAAUUUCAAUUUGAACAGCACUUGCGUGCUUGUGUAAAUAAUCGAUGAUGAGCGAGACUCGAUCAAUUUUGCGCGGCCCGAGUAAUCUUGCACAUAGGGUAAAAGCGAAAUUUUUUCGUUCCUUGGAUAUGCAGACUGGAUAAUAAACAGUCUUCGUAUCAACGGAUGUGUUUAUACAUAUCGCAUAUGCGCUCUAUCGUGCCUUACACAUAGCCAUACCUAAGAGUACGGUACGAUAACGAUCUUAACACUUAAGUUUCACCUUUCGCUCAAAUUAACAUUACAGUAAAUGUUAUAUCCUUUUAGAAUGCUGUUUACUAAGACGUUUCGUUUGUAUUAUAGAACUUUGUUUAACGAACAAAGUUUUAGACAUUCUAUCAAGAAAUCACAAAUAGAAUACAUAUAGCGUGGCUCACAUGAAGUGUUACUAUUUUUUUGACAAUUAUUAGAAGUUACAAGAAAAUUUUAUAAUUUCUUAGAGUUUUUACCUCUUUAUACAAAUUACAUAAAAGAUUCUAUUCUAGACAUUAAAAGCAUUUUCUUUCUGCAAUUUCUUCUAAUGAUUUUUGAGAAAAUAGUUUGUAACACUUUACGAUGUUACAUAUUUUGUAUAAUAGUUUUCAUAAUUAAUUUCGUUAAUGUUUUAAUCUGCAUAAAUAAGUAUUAUGAACAUUUUAUCAGAUUAGAUUGUUUAAAGAAAUAAGUGCAGAAAAAUAUAUAUAUAUAAAUAUAUAAAUACGUAAUUUCUCCGUUUUCAAUAUAUUAUGAAUAAAUUAUAGAAUAACUUGAAAUAUAAAGAUGCAUAUAUUUUUUUUAUAAGCAGAUCAUGUAAAAUAAAUAACACAUUUUUAAUACUAGUCGUAGUAUUUUUCUCUCAAUAUAACAUUUUCUUUAAAUACAGAAAAUCUAAAGACACAAUCUCGCAAUAUCAUCUUAAAGAGAUCUCUAUUUUCUAUAGUUAUUCUAUAGUUUAAUAUCUAAAAGCAAUCUAAUCUAUGAUUGCUUCUCGAUUGAAAGUUAUUUUGCAAUAUACUCGAAGGAUCAACGUUGAAAAUGGAGUAUUUAUUAGGAAACAAAUGAAAUAUAUUGAAUUAUGCAUUUAUUUUUUUACAUUUAUCAGUAUAUUCGUUUAUGUUUAAACGCGAAUCUUUAAUAAUUACGGAAUGAUAAAUG